Molecule: messenger RNA, 1209 nt
Organism: Nilaparvata lugens (brown planthopper)
Lineage: Eukaryota; Metazoa; Arthropoda; Insecta; Hemiptera; Delphacidae
Exons: 1
Coding region: 1-1209 (402 amino acids)
Biological process (GO): chromatin remodeling
Cellular component (GO): nucleus
Source: RefSeq, a predicted model, not a curated record
AUGUACAGUGGCAAGGAGGGAGACAGGCAUGAACUUGGAGUUGGAUUUGUGGUGGAAAAUAGCAUGAAGGAGAAUAUUAUAGAUUUCAAGCCAGUAAAUGAGAGAAUAUGCGUCCUAAGGGUAAAAACAAAAUUCUUCAACCUCUCACUAAUAAAUGUGCAUGCCGAAAGUGAAGAUAAAGAUGAAGCUGUUAAGGAUGAAUUCUACUGCAAGCUGGAACAGACAUACAAUAGCAUGCCUUCUAAUGAUAUAAAAAUGAUUUUGGGAGACAUGAACGCAAAAAUUGGUAAGGAGAUGGUAUUCCAGAGAGUGGCAGGAUUGCAUAGUCUGCAUGAAGAGAGCAACGACAAUGGAAUGCGGGUCCUGGAUUUUGCAAUGUCAAGAAACAUGAUAGUUGCCUCAACACAGUUCCCAAGAAAAGAAAUUCACAAGUGGACCUGGACAUCACCAGACGGCCAGCACCAUAAUCAGAUUGAUCAUGUCUUGGUGGAUAGACGAGCAGCUACAAGCAUCACAAACAUAAGGAGCUGCAGAGGUGCGGACUGUGAUUCUGAUCACUAUCUGGUGAGAAUUGAUUUUAGAUGCCGAAUUCGCAGUAAAGACAAUAAAAGGCAGCAGAGGCCACCAAAGCUGAAUGUAGAUAAACUGAGGGAGGAAGGUGAAAGAAAGAAAUAUCAAGAGGCACUGGAGAAUCUCAUUCAAUUACCUGUACACGCACAGGAGGAAAAUAGAACAACAGAGGAGGAAUGGCAGGAUCUGAAGAGGGCUAUUACCCAGGCAGCAGAGGAGACUAUUGGAUAUAGUACCCAAACAAGACGGGAGAGCUGGUUUGAUGAUGAGUGUGAGGAGGCCAUACAGAAAAGAAACGAGGCCCGGAGACACUAUAUAGAAAGGCCAACUAGAGCAAAAAAAGCAAACUAUGAUAUUCUUAGAAGAAAGGCUAAAAGUGUGAUUAAAAGGAAAAAACGAGAAUACUACAACAACAAGGUCACCAAAAUUCAACAGGAUUUUGAGAAGAAAGACCCCCGAGAGGCAUAUAAAGGAGUAAACCUGUUCAAGAAAGGAUACAAGCCAAAAACAACACUUUGUAAGGAUCUGAAUGGAAAAAUAAUUGGAAAUAAAGAUAGCAUAAUGGAGCGAUGGAGGACCUACUUCAGUCAGUUGCUUAACCCCAACCUAGACCAAAUGUACUGCCAGACCAGAGAUUAG